AUGCUUCGCUUCACGUCUUUUGACCUGGGGCGCUGGAGCUCCCGCGACUUUUUGCGGAGCCGUAGUAAGCGGGCUGGUGCCGUCCACACCCGUCACACCCACGGCCGGCAAGGCCGCUACAAGCGCCUUUCGUCCAUCACCAGCAGCAUUCGUGAUGGCCGUCGGCAUGCCUCGAACCACAUGCAGGGAGGUCUGGGCCUAAAGCUAGGCGGCGGCCUCUUCGGACUGCGCAUUCCCCGGCAGCAUCAGCUGUCCCACAUGUCGAGAGAGGAGUUCGAUUUGGAGAUGUACGGGCAUCCAAACAUCACCAACCCAUAUCGGGAGCACCUCGACGAGCACCCGGACCUCAAGAGCGUCAUGAUGAACGCCACUGUGACGUUGAGGCUUGUGGUGCUUCUGCCCAAGGCAGCGCGCCGCCCGGUGCAACGCGAGGGAGGCGAUGUGCAGGUUCCAGAGCAGUGGUCGAGUGUGGUGCGAGAAUUGAACGUGACGCUCAGCGCUCUGGCAGCCAGCGCCAGACAAGCGCUCGGUGUUGUCGAGGUGCAUCUGGCGACGCUGGAGACCUCCGUCUGCUGUCGCUGCGUACCGAGUGGUGAUGCGUUGACCCCGGUUGCUGUCGAUGGGAAGCGAGUGGAGGUAGGGCCCGACCUGGAGACUGGCGUGGCUCGACUCUAUCGCACUCAUUGCUUGUUGAGGAGCCGGCUGAAGCCAGAGGCUGGAGCGACGCUACGCCAUCGCCGGCCUGCCGCUUUCAUGGGGGCCGCACUACGCGCGCCUUCACCGACCUCCUCGUCGACACCGCCAGGAAUGUUUCCUUGGUCUGCGCCCUCGACGUCCUUUACGUCCUCGGUGCUGACCAGUCUCACGAAGGAUACUGAUGCGCCUUCGCAGACGGUCCUACACAGGCCAUGCAGCGAAGGUGCUCUUACUGAUGCUUGCCUGCCCUGCUCGGCGAUGACGUUCUCUAGACCCGUGACUGCUGAUACCCCAGGCGCUUCUGAAGGGAAGGGCAUGAUGGAGCUGGUGCGCGAGUGCAGUGCCACCGAGCAGCCCUUGCUGCGUCUGUGCCUGCGUCCUGGCGCGUCUGCGGGCACGUGGACACAUCUUGCUGUGAGCAAGGGUCGCUCGAAGACGACUGCGGUAGCCGGACCCGCUGCUGUCGCGACGCGGAAGGUUCUCAAGGAGGAUAUCGACCUCAACGGCGAGGUCGGGGUGUGGCGACUGGCUCGGUCAUCUCUGUCAGAGCUUCUUCGCUGGCACUACUGUGCGCGAGAUCCGCGCGCGCACAACCACGACGCGCUGCCUCAUCACCGCCGCUCGCUGCCUGUCUUGCUCGUGGUGGACUACUCCACAAUCACUGGGGAUGUAGGCCGCGCGCGGACGCAAAGUGCAGCAUCAUCGAGGCCUGCUGCGACGCUUAUGCCGCGACAUCUCUCGCUUGAGUUGGAGUCCGCGGGGUUCAAGCUGCUAGCCGAGUCAUCCUUGCUCGACGUCGCCAAGUCUCUGGAGGCGUGGAUGCCGGCGCGGCAGUGGGUGGACUACGUUCAAUCCUGUGCACACGCGCAACCACACGGCGCUUGCAGGGAAGUUCCAGCCGCAGAGGCGGCGAUCUCGUAA
Messenger RNA from Leishmania mexicana MHOM/GT/2001/U1103, 1617 nucleotides. RefSeq lists its product as hypothetical. Bases 1 to 1617 code for a protein of 538 amino acids. The transcript has a single exon. Lineage: Eukaryota; Euglenozoa; Kinetoplastea; Trypanosomatida; Trypanosomatidae. The record is from RefSeq and is a predicted model, not a curated record.